Messenger RNA from Lactuca saligna, 1420 nucleotides. The record is from the annotation of a GenBank genome assembly. NCBI's taxonomy places the organism in Eukaryota, Viridiplantae, Streptophyta, Magnoliopsida, Asterales, Asteraceae.
GUAUUAAAUUUAAUGGUUUAUCACUAAUAUAAAAAUAUAGUAAUAAUUUAAAGGUAAAAUGAAAAGAGUUUGAGAUGAACAGUUCACAUGUGGAAGCUUAUAAAUGAAGGCAGUUGUAGAGCAAAUUAAGGCAAAGGAAACAUAUAUAUAGCCAUGGAAGUAGAAAACACACUACACAUGAAUGUUGGCGAUGGAGAAUCAAGCUACGCGAGUAACUCAUUUCUUCAGGAAACUGCCAUACGGAAAAGUCUGCAGGUUUUACAGCAUACAAUCAAAGGAAUGGUUAAUAUUGAAGCGGCCUUCAGCAAAGUUUUCGUACUAGCAGAUUUAGGAUGUGGCACCGGCAAAAAUACACUAUUGCUGGCAUCUAUGGUUAUUGAUUUAGUCCUUAAGCUCUGUAAAGAAAAUAAUCAUAAAGCACCACAAUUUCAAGUCUUCUUAAAUGAUCUUUUUGGAAAUGAUUUCAAUACCAUUUUCCAAUUGCUACCCAAGUUUACUGCAAACCUUAAGAAGGAGAAGGGAGAAAAUUUUUGGUCUUGUUUUGUUUCAGCUAAUCCCGGUUCCUUUUAUGGUAGACUCUUUCCAGAUGAAAGCUUACACUUUGUUCACUCCUCUUAUGCUCUUCAUUGGCUUUCACAGGUACCUAAAGGCAUUGAAAACAAUAAAGAAAAUAUAUACAUGGCAAAAUCAAGUCCACUGAAUGUGUUGGAAGCAUAUCAAAGUCAAUUUCAAUCCGACUUUAUAAAGUUUCUACAAAUGCGGUCCAACGAAGUUGUGCACGGUGGGUGCAUGGUUUUAACAUUUCGUGGUCGUAGCAGUGUUGAUCUAACCACUGAUGAUGGUGGUCGUAUUUUUGAGCUAAUAGCACAAUCAUUACUCAAUAUGGUCGAAGAGGGACUGGUUCAAGAAUCAUAUUUGCACUCAUUCAAUGUCCCAAAUUAUGCUCCAUGCAAGGAUGAACUCAUGUAUAUUAUUCACAAUGAGGGAUCGUUUUCACUUGAUACCUUGAUUGCUUUUCAAGUAAACUGGGAUCCAUAUGAUACGGACUACACAAAUGUGAAAGAUUUAGAUGAGCAGAGCCACAUCCAUGGGAAAAACUGUGCAAAUGUUCUCAGAGCUGUUUAUGAACCGUUGUUGACAUCUCAUUUUGGAAAUUUAAUAAAUAUUGAUGUGCUAUUUCAGAAGUUCCAAAAUCUGGUGGCUGAAGAUCUAGCAAACAAAAAAACCAGACACUUUAAUAUAGUCGUUUCAUUGACUAGAAAAUGAAAUAUGCGUGUGUUCAAAUCAGUGAAUCUCUAUAUAAAAUGGUAUGUUUAUUUUGCUAGCCUAAUAACUUUAUUGGGCCCUUUCUUAGUUUGGGCCAAUGUUAAUGUUUAUCCCUUUAAUCGGUUUAGCAAUGUUAAUGUUAGCCCUUUGUUUA